This is a messenger RNA of Acaulospora colombiana, 742 nucleotides long. The record is from the annotation of a GenBank genome assembly. NCBI's taxonomy places the organism in Eukaryota, Fungi, Glomeromycota, Glomeromycetes, Diversisporales, Acaulosporaceae.
UUGGGCAUUAUUGUCCACUAAAGUUGCAUUUUGUUCUUCCAAGGUCUCUGCUUAUAGAGGAGCCUCUACUGGGCUCUCUGGUCUGCGUGAGGCGUUGACGUUCAUGAGAAUCAUCAUUCAUGGCACUGUUGGAGAAUGCCCAAAUAUGGUUGCAAGCCAAAUGUCUACUCAUCCCAGCCUCACGCUCUCUCUACAUUUGGAUCGAUAUAUCGCAUUGAAUAUGAAUACUACUGUAACGGAGGAGGCUGAAGCUUCGGCAUUCAUCGCGUGGCUAGCUACCUUCCCCCUGCAACAUCCAGCGUCGGCCCUGUCCGAUCUUAACGAUGGUACAUCGCUUUCUGAUGUACUCAAUAUCGUAGAUCCAAACUUCUUCCCAAAGCCUACUACUGCGCCUGAUUUACAAAUCGCGGAUAACUGGCCACUUCGAUUUACAGCUCUAAAGCGUCUCUUCCGGCUUAUUACACAGUACUUCAUUGACAUACUUAAACAAUCACCUUCCCAUGUCAAUGCUUUAGAAGUUCCGGAUCUACAGAAGAUGGCAAGAGAUGGCGACAGGAAGGGAACGUUGAAUCUCUGCAGGCUAUGUAUCGCCAUUGCCGUAAUGAGCGCUAGGAAUCAAGAUAUCAUUGCUGGUAUCCAAACUUUGGAAGAAGCCCAUCAACAAAGAUUAAUGGAAGCUAUUGCACUUGUGAGUCCUUUCCAACUCUCUGCCUGUUCAAGCACUCAGAUAUCCAUCAUCUAG